Amaranthus tricolor (Joseph's coat) is the source of this 2005-nucleotide messenger RNA. RefSeq lists its product as uncharacterized. The record is from RefSeq and is a predicted model, not a curated record. The coding region runs from base 58 to 1626 and encodes 522 amino acids. NCBI's taxonomy places the organism in Eukaryota, Viridiplantae, Streptophyta, Magnoliopsida, Caryophyllales, Amaranthaceae. The transcript has 16 exons. Gene Ontology annotation, molecular function: manganese ion binding; metalloaminopeptidase activity.
AGAACUACGAGGUGUGAUUACUGAAAGAUCCAUAUAAAACACGAAACUCAGUGAGAGAUGGCAAUGGCGGAAGCCAAAGAAAGCAUUGACAUGGCUGCUACUACUACUAUUACUGUAGCACCUACAAGCUCCUCUCUAUCUCCUCCUGAAGUUCCAAUGGAACUUCAUGUUAUCAAUCGUGAUAAACUUAUCAAAUCUCUUCGGCAGCAUCUUUCUCAUUCUGGUCGUCCAAUUCAAGGCUUUGUCCUCCUUCAGGGAGGAGAAGAGAAGACUCGAUAUUGUACUGAUCAUGCCGAACUUUUCCGGCAGGAGAGUUAUUUUGCUUAUCUAUAUGGAGUGAGGGAGCCCGGCUUUUAUGGAGCCAUUGAUAUAUCCACAGGGAAAUCCAUCUUAUUUUCUCCACGUCUCCCUGCAGAGUAUGCUGUUUGGUUGGGGGAGAUAAAACCAGCUUCCUAUUUCAAGGAAAGGUACCUGGUUUCUUUAGUCUCUUAUGUGGACGAGAUGGAAGAGGUUUUGCUAAAUCAAUACAAUGGAGAAGAUAAACCGUUACUGUUUCUGUUGCAUGGACUUAAUACAGACAGUGGCAAUUUCUCAAAGCCUGCAGAAUUUAAGGGGAUUGACAAUUUCAAAACGGAUUUGAGUACGUUGCAUCCUAUAUUGACUGAGUGUCGUGUUAUAAAGUCAAAGUUGGAGCUUGACAUUCUCCAGUAUGCUAAUGAUAUAAGCUCAGAAGCUCAUGUUGAGGUAAUGAGAAACACGGUAGUGGGGAUGAAGGAAUAUCAAUUGGAGAGCAUGUUUCUUCAUCACACCUAUAUGUAUGGUGGCUGUAGGCACUGUUCAUACACAUGUAUAUGUGCAACUGGUGACAACAGUUCUGUACUUCACUAUGGGCAUGCAGCAGCUCCAAAUGAAAGGACUUUUAUGGAUGGAGAUAUGGCGUUGCUAGAUAUGGGAGCUGAAUAUCAUUUUUACGGUUCUGACAUAACCUGUUCCUUCCCUGUAAAUGGAAAAUUCACUGCAGAUCAACGUCUUAUUUACAACGCUGUUCUUGAUGCUCACAAUUCUGUUAUAGCAGCAAUGAAACCAGGAGUGAGUUGGAUAAAUAUGCACAAACUUGCAGAGGAAGUUAUACUUGAGGCUUUAAAGAAAGGGAACAUUCUUACUGGUGAUAUAAAAGAUAUGAUGGCUCAGAGACUGGGAGCGGUUUUUAUGCCUCAUGGUCUAGGCCACUUGCUGGGCAUAGACACCCAUGAUCCAGGAGGCUAUCCUAAGGGACUGGAGCGACCAAAAGAAGCUGGGUUGAGUUCUCUUCGUACAUGCCGAGAAUUGAAAGAGGACAUGGUGAUCACUGUUGAACCUGGAUGCUACUUCAUCACUGCUUUGCUUAUUUCAGCUAUGGAAAAUACUGAGACUUCAAGAUUUUUCAAUUCUGAUGCUAUAAGGAGAUUCAUGGGCUUUGGUGGUGUUCGAAUUGAGAGUGAUGUGCAUGUCACGUCAAAUGGCUGCAAGAACAUGACCAAUGUUCCGCGUGAAAUUUGGGAGAUUGAAGCUGUCAUGGCCGGGGCAAAAUGGCCUCUAAAUAAAGCUUCAAAUCAUUCAGCAAAUGGAAUUGAAAUUUCUCAUUAACCAAGGGAAUACUUGAACUUUUCAACAAAUAUGAAGAAAAAGACGUUCAAGUUGAGUUCUUUCAACUUAUCCGGAAGUUGGCAAAUUUAGAAUGACAAUCACUUGGCUUAUCUCGAAGAUUGUCUUAAUCUUGGCUCGUCACUUAGGUAUAGUUUUUAUAUCCCCUCCGCCAAAUAAAAGGUUUGCUUAUGUAUUAUAAAGCUUAACAUUGUUAGACAUCUCCGGCUCGUUUGUUUCGUGGUGGUGAGCAAAGGGAUUGAAAAUUGGUAACCGCAAUACUUUUCUUUCUCCGAUGUGAGAUUUCACUCAUUCAUAAUAAGUUUCUCAAAUCAUUACAUUGAGGUGAAACCCAUAACAUCAUCCAUCGAGUUCCUUAUUC